AUAAAAAAAUAAAAAGUUGGACAGUCGUUUUGGCUAACGGUGCUAGUACACGGGGAUGAGAUUUUUAUUUAUUUUAUUUUAUUCUUUUUUAAUAAGUGAGGAUCUUGGACGUUCUUACAGACAAGAAAAUGAGUGAUUAUGAUUAUUAUGGGUCUGUUUGAAAAGAAGAAACAUCUCUCGGACUAUUAAUAGGAAAGUUGAGCAUGGUGGAGCUGACUCUCUCUCUCUCUCUCUCUUUCCCUCUCUCUCUCUCUCUCUCUUUCCCUCUCUCUCUCUCUGUGUGGACAACACGACUUCUUGGUGAAGACUAAACUCGGGUGAGGUCGCUCAGGUGUUCUCAGGCUCCAUCAUGCACAACAGCGCCGAUGACACUGUCGUCGUUUCCGGGACAGUUCUGCAACGCCUGAUGCAGGAAAACCUGCGCUACGGAAACGGAGUCGGUCCAGAGAACCAGGCCAUGGCGCCGCCUAGCAACCCUGUCUCCACGGAGACUCUGCUCCCAGAGACGCAGCCUCGGCAGGAGCCGCAGGGUCAGGAGCACCAGGUGGACAGCAGCUCCAUGGAAAAGAACGCUAAAGGAGCGCAAAACACAGCAGCGAGCGUGCAGGUGACUCUCGCCGUCCCUGCGCUUGGAGCGUUAGAGCUUCCGUCGUAUGAGGAGGCUAAAUCUCAGUCUCAGCUUUACAGAGGUCAGCAGGGUCAGAACGAAGAGCAGAACGUGGCCCGCACACACACGCAUGUUCAUAACACAGGUAACACGCUUACAAAUCCAGGUCACACAUAUACAAGUCUAAAGAACGCUAACCAGGCGCUCAGCAGUCCAAAUCCAGGCCAGAACCCACAAACCCCGAUGAGUUUACAGCCAAACCAACACAUCCCCACCAGCACCAGCUCCUGUCCUCCGUCUCUCUCCUCCGCUCCCUCGCUUUCCUCCUUCGCUCGCGCCGAAGGUCGUUCGUGGGUCCAGCGAGGGUUUACGGGAGUGGACGAAGGCUUAGCCGGGCUCGAGCAAGGCCACGUCCGCUCCCUCAGCGAGCGCAUCAUGCAGCUCAGUUUGGAGCGAAACGGAGCCAAGCAGCCCAGAGAGACGUCCCCUAACGGUGAAGAACGAACGACGGCGACGUCUCCUUCCUCGUCCAGCAAAACCGCCGCCCCUCCACCACCUAAAGGUUCCCUAGAGCCUCGAGGUCCUCCUCCUGAAUAUCCUUACAAAGCCAAAGCUCAGCCAGCGUACCCGUCCAGUAUAAGCCCUGGUCCGCUAUCGCUAGAACAAACCCCGCUCUCCAUCGACGCUCCUCUGGGACAGAUCUCCAGUCUAAUGCCACCUGUCGUACCACAGACCGGAUCGGGCACGCGCUUGCCCCCACAGGGCCAGAUCGUACCUGCUGAGGCGUUUUCCAUGAUGAGCCACGCUCAGCACAUGAUGACUUUCCUCAGCGAUGAAAACCAGAGACUCAGACAGGAGCUGCUGAUCCAGACAGAGAAAACCGGCAAACUGCAGCGGUUGGAGGCUGAAGUCCAGCGUCUCUCAGACGCCUAUGAGAAUCUGGUAAGAAGCUCGUCCAAGCGCGAGACUCUGGACAAAACCAUGAGGAUGAAACUGGAGGGGGAAAUCAGACGCCUGCACGACUUCAAUCGAGACCUGAGAGAUCGUUUGGAAACAGCCAAUCGCAAACUGGCAAACCAGGACGCAGAAGGGCAGGAGGACAGCCAUGUUUACCUCUCAGAGAGAAGGGAGAGUCUAAAGGAGAUGGAGAGGCUGGAGAUGGAGGCGGAGUCUCUUCGUUCAGCCAAUGAGGAUCAGCGACGUCACAUCGAGAUUUUAGAACAGGCUCUCAACAACGCUCAGAGCAAAGUGGUCAGGCUGGAGGAGGAGCUGGGGAGGAAGUGUGUGUACGUGGAGCGUGUGGAGCGUCUGCAGCAGGCUCUGGCACAGCUUCAGGCUGCGUGCGAGAAACGAGAGCAGCUGGAGAAACGCCUGAGGACACGACUAGAGAGAGAGCUGGAGACACUGAGAUCCCAACAGCGCGCUGGGGUAGGUGUGUGUGAGUCCAGCGCCCCGGCCCUGCUGGACCUGCUGAGAGAGAGAGAGGAGAGGAUUCUGGGAUUGGAGGCAGACAGGAUGCGCUGGGAGCAGAAAUAUUUGGAGGAGAGCGCAAUGAGGCAGUUCGCCAUGGAGGCAGCAGCUACAGCGGCAGCACAGAGGGACACAACCAUUAUGCAGCAUUCUCGCAGUGGCAGCUACAGUGACGCUUGUCUGUGGCCUCAUGAUGGAGACGAUAAAACAUACAGCCGCCGCUGUCAGGACAUAGAGACCAGGAUGAAAGAUCUCCACGCUCAGCUGCUGGAGAAAAUCGCGAUGAUUAAAGUGCUGCAGCACCGUUCGCGCCGAGACUCCGCCCCUCUGCGCCCCGCCCGUUCCGUCCCCUCCAUCGCCGUGGCAACGGGCGUGCACUCCCGCCAGGCCUCACAGACUGAAAGUGUGCUGCUGGGAAAAGAGAACGUCGAACACCUUCCUGCGUCCCUGCCCUCCUUCUCGGCCUCGCUAUCAUCCCUCGUUCCAUCUCUCUCCUCCUCCCUCCCUCACUCCUUCACUCCUCUGUCCGUCUCCACCCUCCCUCUCCCGUCAAUAAUGUCCUCCUCCUCCUCUCUUCCUUUCGCCUCCUCGUCUUCCUCGCUCCUCUUGUCCUCCUCAGCCACUCUUCCCCUCCCCUCCACGCUCUCUCACUCCCUUCCUCCACUGCCCCCCACCGUCUCCUCCUCUCUUCCUUCCACUCCUCUUCUAUCACUCCAUUCUAAAUCAGCCAGCAGAGACAGCAGCACGCAAACGAGGAGGAGUACAGAGAGUGUCAGAGCCACGCCCCCUACAGGCCGAGGGAGAACAGCCAGGAUGGACUGCCCAGCCACUCAGAUGAAGUCUCCCGAGAGUCGAGUUCUCCACACAGCAGGCCAGAAGAUCAGACCGGCCGACUCGGACCUGGUGGAGAUUCUGAUCUAACACACAUCUACAGACAGAACGGAGUCUCAACACUGGAGGAGAGAGACAGACAGACAGAGAGAGAGAGAGAGAGAGAGACAGACAGCGAGACAGACAGGCAGAGAGACAGACAGAGAGAGAGACAGACAGACAGAGAGAGAGAGAGAGAGACAGACAGAGAGACAGACAGGCAGAGAGAGAGACAGACAGAGAGACAGACAGACAGAGAGAGAGAGAGACAGACAAAGAGACAGACAGGCAGAGAGACAGACAGAGAGAGAGACAGACAGACAGAGAGAGAGAGAGAGACAGACAGCGAGACAGACAGGCAGAGAGAGAGACAGACAGACAGAGAGACAGACAGAGAGAGAGACAGACAGACAGGCAGAGAGACAGUGAGAGAGAGAGACAGACAAAGAGACAGACAGACAGAGAGACAGAUAGGCGGAGAGACAGAAUGACAGGCAGAGAGAGAGAGACAGAGAGGUGGAGAGACAGAUGGAGGCUCGGCUGCACCAGUUGCGUAUACUUUGCUCCUUGUAGAAAGAUUUGUGCUGAUAUUACACUUUAUAUCACACUAUUGUGUAUAACGACGCGUCUGUUCCAGCUGUAGUCGGGACUGUGGUGUCACCAGAGACUGCUACUGCUUCUCUGCUACUUUUUCCCACACUUUAUUUUUCUUCAUAAUAUCUCUAUACACAUUUCAUGAUAAUGAGAGUUCUUAUGACAGGAUAAGAUGAAACCACAGUUCUUUUGUUUCUGCGUCGAACAGUAAACAGGAGCUAAUCGCAGGUAGGAACUAAAGCUGUGAGCGAGGAACUGACGAUGAGGACGUGUUUCUGAUCGAGACUCUAAAGCUCUUCUAUCAGUCGCUCUGGAUAACGUCAUAAACACAAACAGUUUAAACCCCACAGAAUAUUCCAGAGAGAGAAGUGCAUAACAGUGUGUGAAUUUAGUUUCUGGCCAGAAUGUUCCUGUAAGUAAGGAUGUAAGUGCGUGUGGUGCAGCCGUGUCUGGGUCACUCUGAGAGACAGAGCGAAAGUGUUACUAAUGAAACGGGAGAAAAA
Pangasianodon hypophthalmus (striped catfish) is the source of this 4044-nucleotide messenger RNA. RefSeq names its product angiomotin like 1 (gene amotl1). Bases 350 to 2998 code for a protein of 882 amino acids. The transcript has 11 exons. NCBI's taxonomy places the organism in Eukaryota, Metazoa, Chordata, Actinopteri, Siluriformes, Pangasiidae. The record is from RefSeq and is a predicted model, not a curated record. Gene Ontology annotation, biological process: actin cytoskeleton organization; angiogenesis; establishment of cell polarity involved in ameboidal cell migration. Gene Ontology annotation, cellular component: plasma membrane; cytoplasmic vesicle; bicellular tight junction.